AUGCCCGAGCGGAGGCCGAACCGGCACGAAGGGGCCCAGGCGAGCCGAGCCGACGGCCUGGAGUCCGGAACCGAGGGCCGCCGAAGGGGCGCGAGCGCGGCGCGGGGCAUGCCGGGACGACGGGGCGGGGCCGGGGCCGGGGGCGGGGCGGGCAAGAUGGCGGCCGCGCGGCGAGGGAGCGCGUCCCCCGCGCCCGUAUCCUGCGCGGCGCCCCGUCCUCGGCGCCAGGACCCUUCCGGUUCCUUGGCCUUUGACCCCCGCCCCUUCCCCGAGUCCCAGGAGCGAGUGCCCGGCGCCGCGACUGGCGGGUCCAGUCGUCCUGCAGGUGCUGCUCUGCCUCGGCGGCACCUACGCCGCCCUGUACGUCCUGGCCACGCUCCUGCUGAUCGCCUACAAGAGCCAGGCCUUCAGUUACCCCCAGGAUCGCCUGGUGCUGGACCUGACUCUGCUGCUGCUGACCGCGGCCCUGGAGGCAGCCCGCUGGCACUGCGGAAAAGGCGGGAGAACGCACUCGGGACGGUUUUCGGGAGCCUGACCCUCUGUCCCACCCACUCAGCUGACCCAGAGGCCAGGGUGAGGUCAGAGCUGCGGGCGGUCCCCACCCUCCUGAGGACAAUGCCCCGUGAGUUUUGCUUUCCGACACUGAGCCCGGGGGUAGGCACUAAGGGCAACCUGACGGAGACCGAGCUGCCCCUGGCUGCCAGCCUGGUCCUCACUGUGGCCAGUUCCCUGCUGUCCGUCUACUUCCUGCUCUGGCAGACCCUGGUGCUGUGGGCGGACUCGGUCCUCAGUGCCACGCUCCUGGUGCUCCACGGCCUGGAGGCCACCCUGCAGGUGGUGGCCAUCGCUGCCUUCAUCAGCUAGACAGGCUCCUCGAGGCCCUGGACAGCCCGGGGCCUCCGGGGGCCCGCGGCCGAGCGAAGGCAUGUUCCUGCCGGGUGCUUGGGGGCAGGACCAGGGCAGAACCAAGUGUGGGUGAUGGGGCCGGGGCGGGCUGAGUCAGGGCCUGCCCUGGGACAGACCUCGGGUGGCAGUGGGCUUCCCCUGGCACCGCCCGGCCUGGCCGGCCCCUCGAGGUGUGCCAGGCCGCACACAUUUUCUCGCUGCGGCAGCAUUCCGCACAGGUCUGUGCUCCGUGGGGCCCACACGAGGGGAAACAGCGGGGGUGGCCCAGGCCGAGUCCCGGGUGGAAGAUGCUGGGAGCCGGUCAGCUCUGUGGGUGCCUGUGGGCCCCGCAGCUCCUGCCCCCGGGCCCUGGCUCAGCCGACACCGCUCUCCCGGCCCGGGUAGGUGACAGCCACCGCAGGGCUCAGGUGUCCUGGCCUUGGCCAUUAGAAGGCCAGUCACGUUUGCCCUGAGCGGGGCGGCUCCACGCCUGCUGUCAGCUGAUCCUCUAGUCACCCCUCCCGUGUCCCUCUGGAGCGUGUUUUGUUGGAAUAGCACGUUCCAGUGGGUGUGUAGUUUCUCCUCACUGUGUUUUUAAAAUAAAGAGUGUGUACACCUCC
Molecule: messenger RNA, 1505 nt
Organism: Myotis daubentonii (Daubenton's bat)
Lineage: Eukaryota; Metazoa; Chordata; Mammalia; Chiroptera; Vespertilionidae
Gene: TMEM80
Product: transmembrane protein 80
Biological process (GO): non-motile cilium assembly
Cellular component (GO): ciliary transition zone
Source: RefSeq, a predicted model, not a curated record